CGUCCUCCUCUCCCCAGCAUCAGCACUCAUCACUCUCAUUACAGUCCUGUUUCACUUCCAUUUGCCUCUGUCUCGCACUGAAGAUUUCCUUUUUCAUUUUAAGAAGGAUCUCUUCGGAUUAGCACAGCAGAUUUAUGAUGCACUUUGCUGAUGUAUAACACUAUUGCUGGAGGAGGAGUCAUUAUUUCAUCAGCUUUUCUCCGUGCCAAACUAUGAGGCUCUGAUCUGCCACUGAAACUGAGGUUUCCCUGAGCUGCGUAGAAGAUGUCCACCAUGGUGUAUCCACGGGAAGAGAAGCUCGAGAAGCUCUCUCAGGAGGAGAUCAUCUCCAACACCAAGCUGGUGAUCCAGGGUCUCGAGGCCCUGAAGAAUGAGCACAACUCCAUCCUCCACAGCCUCCUGGAGACCAUCAAGUGCCUAAAGAAGGAUGAAGAGGCCAACCUGGUGCACGAGAAGUCCAACUUACUCCGCAAGUCAGUGGAGAUGAUUGAACUGGGCCUGGGAGAAGCACAGGUGAUGAUGGCCCUGUCCAACCACUUGAACGCGGUGGAGUCGGAGAAGCAGAAGCUGCGUGCACAGGUGAGGAGGCUUUGCCAGGAAAACCAGUGGCUGCGGGACGAGCUGGCCAACACCCAGCAGAAGCUGCAGAAGAGCGAGCAGAGCGUGGCCCAGCUGGAGGAGGAGAAGAAGCACCUGGAGUUCAUGAACCAACUCAAAAAAUACGAUGAAGAUGUCUCACCCACUCAGGAGGAGAAGGACAGAGAAACACCGAAGGACACCCUGGACGACCUCUUCCCCAAUGACGAAGAGGAGCAUGGCCAAGGAAUGCAGCACCAACACAACAGUGCGGCCGUGGCUGCAGCCCAGCAGGGAGGCUACGAGAUCCCAGCCCGUCUGAGAACCCUGCACAACCUGGUGAUCCAGUAUGCUUCCCAGGGCAGGUACGAGGUGGCCGUCCCCCUUUGCAAGCAGGCUUUGGAGGACCUGGAGAAGACCUCUGGACACGACCACCCUGACGUGGCCACCAUGCUCAACAUUCUGGCCUUGGUCUAUAGGGAUCAGAACAAAUACAAAGAGGCAGCCCAUCUGCUCAACGAUGCUCUGUCCAUCCGGGAGAAAACCCUCGGCAAAGACCAUCCUGCUGUUGCUGCAACGCUGAACAACUUGGCUGUGCUGUAUGGAAAGAGGGGGAAGUACAAGGAGGCCGAGCCUCUGUGUAAGAGGGCUCUGGAGAUCAGAGAAAAGGUCCUGGGGAAGGACCACCCAGAUGUGGCCAAACAGCUCAACAACCUGGCUCUGCUGUGUCAGAACCAGGGCAAGUAUGAAGAGGUGGAGUACUACUACUGCCGUGCCCUGGAGAUCUACGAGUGCAGGCUGGGCCCAGAUGAUCCCAAUGUGGCCAAAACCAAGAACAACCUGGCAUCCUGCUUCCUCAAACAGGGGAAAUACAAGGAGGCUGAGAUUCUGUACAAAGAGAUUCUGACUCGUGCUCAUGAGAAAGAGUUUGGAUCUGUUGAUGCUGAGAACAAGCCCAUCUGGAUGCAUGCAGAGGAAAGAGAGGAGAUGAGUAAGGGCAAGCACAGAGACAACACUCCUUACGGAGAGUACGGAGGCUGGUACAAGGCCUGCAAAGUCAACAGCCCUACAGUGAACACCACCCUGAGGAACCUGGGUGCCCUGUACCGCCGACAGGGCAAGCUAGAGGCUGCUGAGACCCUGGAAGAGUGUGCAGUGAGGUCUCGCAAGCAGAGCAACACAGGCAUCGACCCCAUCCACCAGACACGUAUGGUGGAGAUCCUGAAGGACACAGAUGGCGAUAGGCGGAGGAGCAGGGAUAGUCUGACCAGCGUUAAGUAUGAGAGCGGCUCUGAGACUGGCGAGGAAGUGAGUAUGGGCGUGGAGUGGAACGGGGCCUAAGCCAUCAAGAUUAUUCCUCCAUCCUUCUCUCCUUCCCCAACACAAUAGCAAAAGGAUGUGUGUUGUCGUUCCCUCUGGCCUUCUCUGUCCCAACAAACCGACUACCAUUCCCGGCGCCCCCUCCAGCAAAGACUCAGAAAGCCCCCAUCCUGGCUGUCACCCCUGUCCCCUGUUCAACUGACAGCUGCUGGGACGUUUGGUCUUCUCAUCUCUCUGCUCUGUUUUCCCCUCUCUUUCUUUCACUCUCUCUAUCCUUCCCUCUCACUAACCCUGUGUCGCCCUCCAUGUCAGAAAUCAUUACUUCAACUCUUUCUCUCACUUAACAUUGAAAAAGUCAUUGGGUGUGUAAUCUUUCCCUGUGAGGAAGUCACUCGCACAUUUUUCCUCUCUCCAACACCCACUUGUAAUUUUUCAUAGGUGUAUAGUAGAUUUAUUUGGCAGGAAAGGAGAGCAUUAAAGUUGGAAAUAUAAAUUAUUGGAAAAAGGCUAAACAUACAGAGGAAAUGCUGAAAGAUGAUUUUGAGGUUCAGUGUCACCUUCGACAACAGACUAGGCUCCAGACAUCACUCCAACCCACAGUCAGAUUAAAGGAUACUGAUACUAGACUGAAUAUUAUACAAAAUAAAUUCAGUUCCACGGUUGUUCUGCAUUGGUCUCACCCUGAAUUUGUUUGUUGCCUUGAGCACUCUCGGCCUGUUUCUUCUUGACCUCAAAGCUAGCUUCCAACCUGCCUGUAUUUAGCCAUUGUAGUAUCUGUUUUUUUUGUUCUUCUUUUGGUUCAUUUAUGUGCGUUUUCUGUUUAAACUAAUGCCUGAGAUCAAAUGCCUAAAAUGGUACUGUAAAGUUACACAUGCCAAUCAAGAUAUUCACCAUAAUUUCCUUUUAACAUCUUCAGCCUAGUUGGCAGGAAAUGAGAAGGGAGCAUUGCCAUUUUUGUUUUUAUAGAUAUAUUUCCUAUUCAUUUUAAUUUUGUAUGAUUUUUUUGUUUACAUUUUUUAAUGCUUUUUGAUCAUUUUGUGGCUGAAUAUAAAGGCAGUAGUAUGUCAACAAUGCUAUUGUGUUUACCUGUUGUGAAAGACCAGAAUGCUCUGCAUCAUUUAGGCCAAAGCUUACAGCAGAUUGGUCAGAUCACAUCAAGCUGUUGUUGCCAUGGUAAUUUAAUUUCAAGUUGCUCCUUGUCCUUGGUUUGCUAGAGUGUUCACACAGGCUCCACGCUGGCACAGUAUGUAGAGUGCAGCUCGCAUUUACAAAGGGAAUUAGCAACGUUGGCUGAUGCUGUGAAGCCAGUAUGACAGCAGAAGCCAGCAAGAGCAUCUAGCACAGAUACUGGCCACCUGAAAGAUUGCUAAAUAAUAAUAGAUUUCAAAAUAAUGGUCAUAAAUGCCCAGGAUUGCCUUUACUUGUUGGUGUAGGAGUAAUGUUCUAAUUCAAUGGAAGCCUUGAUUCCACAGUAGUUUUAGUGUGUGUUUGUGUAUGUUUUGGUGGUACAGUCACAGUGCCCUCUCUGGCUAUGGAUACUGUAUUUUGAACACAAAGCUUAAUGGGGUGUGUUGCCUUUUUUCUUACACAGUUGUUUGCAAGUAAACAUCGUCACUUUGGUGAAUCAUGUUUUUAGACACCAAAUGUUCAGUGCGAGUGUUUCCUCAAGAUCAACAUGUUUAUUUCAGAUGUUUAACUAACUGAAUGUAAAAUGACUUUAAUAUCUUGGAAGUGUAAUUGUAGGCUGUAUUCAUAGAUUUGACAAGUGCAUUCACUAUACGGCUUUUCAGUAUGCUACUUGCCUUGAUUCUUCAUUCCUUCCAAUGAGUACACCUAUACUUCUAAUGCAACUCUGAACAAAAGAAUUGACUAUGUUCAUCACAUAAUUAUGACAAUAUUGUUGUGUUAGUGGAAUGCUUAUUUAUUGAACUGUCUAUUCUUGACAUAUAUAGUGUGACUUCAGUUUCCUAAAGUGGAAGAACAUAAAUGGUAAGGUCUAUAAGCACUAUCUUAGUAAGUAGGACUGCAUCAUAUUUACCAUUCUGCAUUGUGAAAAUUAUUGCAUCAACACUUGUUGGUAUUCUCAAAUAAAGUUUUUCAUUUGUGAA
Molecule: messenger RNA, 4004 nt
Organism: Seriola aureovittata
Lineage: Eukaryota; Metazoa; Chordata; Actinopteri; Carangiformes; Carangidae
Gene: klc1b
Product: kinesin light chain 1b
Exons: 15
Coding region: 265-1917 (550 amino acids)
Biological process (GO): microtubule-based movement
Cellular component (GO): kinesin complex; cytoplasm; membrane-bounded organelle
Molecular function (GO): kinesin binding
Source: RefSeq, a predicted model, not a curated record